AUGUCGGUUCAGCUCGGAGUCUCUGGAGUGCCUGUCAUUCCUCAGGGCACGGCAUAUGGCCUCCUUAUUGGGCUAGGAGUGGCCUUCUGUGGUGUCAUUCUCGUCGCAAUCAAGGUCCAAAGGGCGUAUCUGUCCGAAGACUCGUCGACAUCAGAGAUGUUCAUGGUUGCCAAUCGAUCAGUGGGGAGAGGGUUAACAGCAUCGGCGGUGUUUUCGUCAUGGAUGUGGAUAAAUGAAACGGUGUUUUCAGCUGCCUUUUGUUACAAGUUUGGCCUGGCCGUCCCUUUUUGGUGGGCUACAGGCUUGUGCUUCCAGAUUGCCUUGAUGGCAGCACUUGGUGUAUUGGCCAAGAUCCGAGUGCCGUAUGCCCAUACAUCAUUGGAAAUUAUUCGCAUGCGUUACGGGAAGAUUGGCCAUGUGGUUUUCAUUAUACUCAACAUCACAAACAACGUCUUCGGAUGUGCAUCUAUGAUCCUGACAGGAUCACAGCUCAUAUAUGGCGUGUCUGGGAUGCACUUUGUCGCAGCUACCAUACUGAUCCCACUUGGAGUGGUUCUAUAUACAGCAGUAGGUGGUCUCAAGGCCACCUUCUUGACGGACUACCUCCACACCGCUGUUGCCUUGAUUCUCAUUAUCUACUUCACCUUGACUACUCUGACCCAUGACGCCGUCGGCGGCCUUGGAGGACUGUAUGACAAAGUCAUGGCAACGGCGUCCGAGAACAUGAUUCCCAGAAACUAUGAAGGAUCGUUGCUCACCAUGAAGUCAGUCGACGCCAUCAUCUGGGGCUUGAUCUUGAAGUUUGGCAACCUUGCCCUCGUCGUCAUGGACACGGCAUUUUGGCAAAAGUCUUUUGCUACAGAGGUCAAGGCCACCGUGCCUGGAUAUAACAUUGCCGCCAUUGCUAUAUUCGGCAUCCCCUGGGGCCUUGGCACGGUCAUCGGCCUCACUGCUAGGGCUAUUCACAAUACUCCGAUCUUCCCGACCUAUCCCGGCGAAUUUUCCCCGAGCUUAGUGAACGCAGGUUUGGUAAUGCCAUAUACCAUCAAGGCCCUCAUCGGUGACAAGGGCAUCAUUGCCUUUUUCGUCCUCUUGUUCAUGGCCUUGACGAGCACUGUCUCGUCAUCCAUGAUUGCCGUUAGCAGCAUCAUAUCAUUCGACCUUUACAAGACGUACAUUAACCCGAAGGCGUCUGACAAAAGGAUGAUGAGAGUCAGCCACCUGGCCGUCGUUUUCCACACAAUCUUCAUCACUGGCAUAUCGCUGGCGCUUAACUAUGGGGGCGCUGAUAUGACAUGGAUCGGCUAUUUCAGGCCCAUCCUCUCUUGCCCUGGCAUCAUACCUCUAGGACUGACCCUGGCCUGGUCAAAACAGACGCGACUAGCGGCAAUUGCGUCGCCAAUUCUAGGGUUUCUCACAGGCCUCAGCGUCUGGCUAGCCACGGCUAAGUCCAUGUACGGGACUAUCAACAUUGCAACCACAGAAGCGAGUUUUCCAGCACUCUAUGGUGCGCUUGCUUCCUUCUUCUCUCCGGCUCUUUACUCGGUAGUCAUAUCUCUGUACAAGCCGGAGUCGUUUGACUGGCGACGUUUUCUGCUUAUCGAACUGGCAGAGGCACCUAAGGCUGAUGAGAGUGAAUCGUCAACCCCGCCAAGUGACGACGAGAAGGAGGACAAGGGCAAAACGGGGUCAAGCGAGUCGCAGAGGAACGGCAUCGUGGUUUUGGAGUCACCAAGCGAGAAUGCUUCUGUGGCUGCUCCCGAUGCCGAGAAGGCAAACACCGUCAAGGUCACAGAAUGGCAAACUAUCGGCGUAUCAGCAAGUGGUGAUGACAACUUGAUUGACCUCGAUAACGUGCAGCAUCCCUUUACAGAGGAGACGUUGCAGGAGCUGCGCCGUUGGUAUCGCAUCGCAUGGGCAUUCUUCGUCGUAAUUGUUCUCAUCACGUUUGUGGCUUGGCCGAUGCCCUUGUACCGCAACUACAUCUUCACCAAGUCCUUCUUCUCAGGUUGGACUACCGUCGCCAUUAUAUGGCAGUUCUUUGCAUUCUUUGCGGUAGUUCUCUACCCCCUGUAUGAUGGCAGGCAUGCCAUUGCCAAAGCAUCUCGAGGAGUUUGGAGGGCGAUUGGCCGGAAAUUUGACAGGACAUGA
Molecule: messenger RNA, 2151 nt
Organism: Trichoderma citrinoviride
Lineage: Eukaryota; Fungi; Ascomycota; Sordariomycetes; Hypocreales; Hypocreaceae
Exons: 4
Coding region: 1-2151 (716 amino acids)
Biological process (GO): urea transmembrane transport
Cellular component (GO): plasma membrane
Molecular function (GO): urea transmembrane transporter activity
Source: RefSeq, a predicted model, not a curated record